Molecule: messenger RNA, 1794 nt
Organism: Vitrella brassicaformis
Lineage: Eukaryota; Vitrellaceae
Source: the annotation of a GenBank genome assembly
CACUGGAUGAGCUUUUUUCGGCGAUUUCUUGCCGCUCCUUCGAAAACUGGUGGUGCUUCGGCCCUCGGCUCGCAAAAAGCCGGUUUUCCGGAAGAAUCUCCCCCCGUCUGCAAAAAUGGCGCUUGUGUUGCCUCACGAGGUCUGGCGAGACCAGGUGGUGUCCAAUCUCGGCGUCUGCGACGUCAGCAGGGUCAGAUCCUCGUCACGCCCCAGCGGCACCUCCGUCAUCGGCUGUGAUUUCAUCUUGCGGCGCAUCGACGCAUUGCUGAGGCGCUAUGGGCUGAGUGGGCUGAUUGACGUCGAUAGACAUGGCGGGGCGGCUGGGGCGGCUCCGCUGCCCGGCGGCCUCUCGCGCAUCGACUACCUGUGCCCGCGUGCUGUAUCUGCUGGAGCGUGGUGGCCGUCGGUGGGCGUGGCUGGGCGGCUUCCUCCGCUUGGCGGCCAUCUAUCGGCUGACCCCCACGAUGCCUCUGGUGAUAUCGGCUGAGUGGGUGCAGCAGCACUGGCCCAUCAGGGCCGCCCUGCACCAGCUGCAGCUCUCAUUGGCCGUCUACAAGACCAUCGGCCAUCUGCUCAGCUACCAGGGCGACAGCCUGGCCCUGACCACAGACGAGCAGACUGGCGAGAAUGGCGAGGUCAGUCACAUCAGACGGGACAUUCACGAGUGACGUGUGCUGUCGUCAUGCCGUUGCCAUACGUCUGUGUCUGCAGGAUGGUGGGCCUGACGAGAGCAGUGGCGAGAAUGAGGACCGCCAGGAGGGCGAGGUGGCGGAGCCGAUAGAGCAGGAUGGUGACGAGCAGGUGAGCGACACGUGCUGCACUCCUGACGCACACAGACGUGUGGAUGCCACGGUAUCGACCUGUUGUAGGAUGAUUUGAUGGAGAGUGUCCCCGACCAAGGGCAGCACGAGCCUCCCCUGCCUCCCUGCCCCUCUGCCUCCGAAUACGACACCUGGCACUGGUGCCGCAGCGGGGCUCCCCCCUCACAAGAAGGCGAUGACGAGAGUGACGAGAGUGAUGAGAGUUACGAGAGUGACGACAGUGACGACCACCACAACUAUCCCCACAAGGUCGGCGAUGUGCGGUUCUGCAUUCUGCCGACCGAUGAGGCCCCGGGCAACCAGCCCUACGACACAGACGACCCGGCCGUUGAGGAGGACGGUGUUUUCCGCUACUCGUCAUCCUCGGCCUUCAUGACGGACAACCUCAUGUGCUACUGGUCCGGUCGCGAAGGAGCCGAGGAUGAGGCAGCGGGCGACCAGGAGAUCCUGAUGGCGUCAGUCCCACGCAAUGAUGCCCGUCUUCGGUCCCUCAUGGCCACAGAGGCCUUCGGCGACUGCAUCGUGGCGGACACGCAUGACGAGGAUGGGGGGGAUCUGCCUUUGGGACGCACCGUGGUGCUGUGUGGCCACCGGUCGAAUGAGACCGUCGCUGCGCACCUGCGAGUUGCGCGUUGGAGCACACACAUUGACAUAGAGAUCUUCACGACAGAGGGGUGUGUGGGUGGCGGUGUGUCUGUGGAUGAGUGCUAUCCCAUUACCGUCCGCCAUGCCCGUGAUGUGCUCAGACGAGUCAGACUAGAGAGGGAGGUGGUAGACCAGGGCAGGCGCAUGGAUGACGACGACGACGACGACGAGUAGUCACCCACGUUGCCUGUUCGUGGGAGGCUUCGCGCGUUGAGUGUGCGCCUGUCUGUCUGUCUGUCUGCCUGUCGACUCGUUUUGCUGUCCGCUCAGAGAUGGACGGCCUUGGCCUUCAUUCGAUGAGUUGUGUUUCAGUCAAUCCUGCGUGCCA